AUGGAUGACAACGAUAGUUUUGCUUCAUUUGAAAACAGUAAUAACAGUGAAGCAUCAUAUGGUGAAAAUAAGCAUAAUAUGAAUUUAGAUAAUUUUUUAGAUUAUGAUUUUCAACAUAUGAAAGAUGAAGAGAAAUAUAAAUAUAUAGGUACAGAUAUUGUACAACGACAAGACUAUUUUGAAAUUAAAAACGGGAAAAUUGAAUUUUUAGAAGAAAAUAAUGUAAAUUAUGAAAAUUUUGCUUUAUAUAAUAGAAAAAAAGAACAAGUAGAUAUUUUCCACAAAUUAAAAAAAGAACUAUAUGGUAUAGCAUUUAAAAAUCAUAACAAUAAGUUAAAAAAUAUUCCACGUGCAGCCACCGAUAAUGAUUUGAUAAAUGAUACAAAUAAAAAAAGAAUAGAUAAUACAAGUCCAAAAUCAAUAAAAGUGGAAAGGAAUAAAGAAGAGGGGGAUAAUGAAGAUAGUGAUAAAGAAGAGGGGGGUAAAGAAAAUGGGCACACAAAAAAUGGGAGCACAAAAAAUGGGAGCACAAAAAAUGGGAGCACAAAAAAUGGGAGCGCAAAAAAUGGGAAUACAAAAAGUAAAGAAAAAAAUAAAAAAAUAUACGAAUUAUUAAAUAAUGACAUCGGUUUAGCAUUAGGAAAUAAAUUAGAAGACACGUAUAAUGAUAUUAAAAGUAGUGUGAAUUGGUUAGGAAAUUUUUUUUCAAAUAGUCAACAAAAUGAUGAAAAAAAAUAUUUAAAAAUUUUCUACAAAGAUUUAUAUUUUGUGAGUGAUAUAACAAUAAUACGGUUCCUAGAUACUUAUAAUUAUAAUAUGAUAAAAUCCUUGAAUAAAAUAAUUAAAUUUAUUCUAUGGAGACAAAUGAGUAUCAAACUUUUUAAUAACAAUAAAAAUACUUCAGACAAGAUGGAUUGUUCAAACACAAGUAGUAACAUAAACAGCGAUAACGCUAUGGGCAGUAGAGGUACAAAUAUGAGUGGUGCAAACGCCAGCGGUAUAAAUACCAGUGAUAUAAACAAUAGUUCCAAAGAUUUCAUCACUGUAAACAGUUUAGACUCUAACAGCAACUGCGAUAACAGCAUUGUUUUUAUUAAUCCCUCAAAAAUUAAGAAUAUUUUAAUGAAGACAAAUAUUUUUCGAUGUGGUUAUGAUAAAAAACUAAGACCAAUGAUGUAUGUACGCAUACAGGAAAAAUUAAAUAUGCAAGAAGACGAAUUAUUUUUAUUAUUGGUAUAUCAUGUUGAUAUGUGUGUAAAUAGUAUCAAUUAUAAUAAAUGCUUCCAAGAAAUCAAUACCUUAGAUAAUAAUGACUUUGAAAAAAAAAAGGAAAUUGAUGAGACUACCUUACAGUUGGUAAUAGUUGUAGACUGUUUAAAAUUUGAAUUAAAUAAUAUGCUAAGUGUUGAUUGUAUUAAAAAAAUUAUUAACAUUUUUAAUGAAUUUUACACGGAUGUUUUAUUUAGAAUAUAUGUCAUAAACAUUCCUUCCUUUUUUAAAAAGGUAUGGUCCGUGUAUAAUAUGUUUAUUGAUAAUCAUACAUUAAAAAAAAUUAUUUUUAUAAAUAAAAAAAAUAUCAAUUUGAUGUAUGAUCAUAUUGACACAAAUGUUAUGAAACAUUUUGAUAAAAAUCUGGAUAAAAAAAGUUCUGAAAAUUCUUCCAUAUUUUUUCCGUCGAAUUCGUUAUAUUAUAAAUAUGAUGAAAUGUAUUACAAAAAAUUAAUAAGCUAUGUUAAUACGUGGGUUGAUAAAAUGGUAAAAGCAAAUCACUAA
Messenger RNA from Plasmodium malariae, 1773 nucleotides. Its product is annotated as conserved Plasmodium protein, unknown function. Gene Ontology annotation, molecular function: phosphatidylinositol transfer activity. The transcript has a single exon. The coding region runs from base 1 to 1773 and encodes 590 amino acids. The record is from RefSeq and is a predicted model, not a curated record. NCBI's taxonomy places the organism in Eukaryota, Apicomplexa, Aconoidasida, Haemosporida, Plasmodiidae.